Molecule: messenger RNA, 861 nt
Organism: Endocarpon pusillum Z07020
Lineage: Eukaryota; Fungi; Ascomycota; Eurotiomycetes; Verrucariales; Verrucariaceae
Exons: 4
Coding region: 1-861 (286 amino acids)
Source: RefSeq, a predicted model, not a curated record
AUGGGUUUCUUCACGCAAUGCACUGCGCCAAAUAGGACCACUGUGCUCUGUUUUGACGUGCCAGAUAGCUUCCGCCAUCGUCUUCGGGAAUCUCUGAGGCUUUCCUCGGGGAAAGGGCAUGAUUACAACCGCUAUACCCUUCAUGCUUUUCUGACCAGUGAAGUCAUCAAUCUGUAUGAUAUAUCAGUUUGGACCAUACGUGACGUUGUUCGCGAUGUUGAGAGAAACAGGGACCGAAAUAAACAGCUUGAGCCGGACUUUCCUGCUCUUCACGACCUUGCCAGACACGCGAUUCACUCCUCGGAGACCCUCGGUAUCGCGGUCGAAACCGUCUCGGAGAUGAUCCGUCACCAUAAGUGGCCACUCAGCGACAAAGCAACGUCGACACCACUUGAACUAUCUAGAUUUCAGCAGACUCGUCAAUUAUUCCAAUUUCAAUUGCAGACAUUGAAAAGCCUCAAGGCUCGGUCGGAUUCGAACCUAUCAAGGUUGCAGAACGAGAUCACAUUGGCUUUCAAUAUGGUGACCCAAAAAGAUAGUCAGGCAACAGUCCGCAUCGGCAAAGCAGCGCGCAGGGACAGUGCAGCGAUGAAGACGGUAGCCGUGCUCACGCUAACCUUCCUACCAGCAACGUUUGUUUCAGCCAUCUUUAGCACCCAAUUCUUCAAUUUCACCCCAGAAAGCCCGUCGGGUCAAGAUUCUUGGGUGGUUUCGAGCCAUUUCUGGAUCUACUGGGCGUUCUCCGCCCCUCUCACGGUAGUCACAAUCAUGUUGUGGUUAGUAUGGCAGUGUUGGUACACUGCUAGAGGUGUCGGGUAUGAGAUGUCUGAACGUUCUGGACAACAACAGCGGCUGCGAUGA